Messenger RNA from Paramuricea clavata, 8861 nucleotides. The record is from the annotation of a GenBank genome assembly. Lineage: Eukaryota; Metazoa; Cnidaria; Anthozoa; Malacalcyonacea; Plexauridae.
CACAUGCCUGAGCGGCCGCCAUAUUGCAAAUCGAUUUUUAAACAGAAAAUUUUUGAAGGAAAGCUUGUAAAGACUGCUGGAUAAGUCUUUGGUUAAUCGGUUCGUGUAGACCAUAUGGGAAUUUAGAAUACUAGAGAACUGGAAAGCUAUAAAUGUCCUGAAAAUGAUGUAAUCUUUUUUCGUGGAUUUGUGUUAAUAUUUGACAAGACAUCCAAGCUCUUUCCGUGAACUUUUCCCCUGUUGUCUUAAUUUUAUUGCUAUGUUGUUUAUAACGACAAGAGAUGUAAAGGACCUUUAAACAAAGGUUACUGUUGACGUUUUAUACCUGGCGAUUUGAUUUAAAAUGAGCGGCAGGCCUCGUACAACGUCGUUGGCGGAGACUGGCAAAUCUCAGGGAUCGUCUUUUGGCGGCGUUAAAGUUAGCCGUAAGUAUAUAUUUAAAAAUGUACUUUCAGUUUGGAUUUAAAAUAUCAUCUGUACAUUCUACUGCGCUGAAAUGUAUCUUGAAUUUGUCUGUCAUGAAUUGAUUGUAAUAUUAACCGGCCUGCCUGUCUACAAAGGUGACAAAGAUGGUGGCAAAGUGACUACAGUCAUUGCAACGUCAGGUUCGUUGCCUGAUCGAACUCAAGAAAUAAGUUACGCCGACACAAAAGUUAUUGGAAAUGGCUCCUUUGGUGUAGUUUAUCAGGCACGAUUAUGUGAGAGCGAUCAGCCAGUCGCAAUCAAAAAAGUUUUACAAGAUAAAAGAUUUAAGGUAUGGGCAUUAUUUUUCCCAUGUACAUUUAUAAAGUCGGCGCAGCUGAUAUUGUCUGCCAAAAAUGCGUCUUCAAUGCAUAAUUUUUCACAACUCAUACAUAUAUGAAAUAACAUGCUUUUCCCCACAGAAUCGAGAACUUCAAAUUAUGAGGAAACUCGACCACUGCAACAUUGUGAAACUGAAGUAUUUCUUUUAUUCAAGUGGCGAAAAGGUACGAAUAGGUUCACUUAAAUAACUAAUAAGAUAUACACAGUUAAUUUUGAAAUUAAUCUCCGUUUCCAUUGCUAAAUAUUUUGUUUGUGGGGAUAGUAGCUAAAUUGACGGUAAUUUAACAAGACAAAUUUUGUUUUUUCUACGAGUUAUAAAACUGUGUUAACCAUUUUUAUUGAUGAAUAAUAUUUCAUUGGGGGUUGCGGUGUUGGACAAUCUUCCCCACUCGACAGGUCUGGUUGCCUGGAGAAUAAUAUUAUACAAAUGAAUAUGGCUGUUUGGGCAAUAUUUAUUUUUUCAAUCAAUACAGCUACAAACUUUGCCCUUUGUAGCGUGUAGAAGUAUAGAUAUUUUCAUUUCAUUUUCCUGUUUAUAAACUGAGUGAAAAUUUCUAUAAUUUUGUUGACAUAUUUGUCAACCUCCAUUUGUAUAAACUGCAAAACAUUUCAGUUUAAAUGUUUGUUGAAAGACGCGUACAGUUAAACACAAAAGUGUUGAACAAUUUUAUUGAAACAUUCGCUAAUCAUUUAUAUUUUCAUUGUAUAUAAUUAUGCACUUCAUAUAAGCUGCUUUGGUUAUAAACUAAAAUUAUCAACAAUUAUCUGAUGUAACUGGUUUCAUUUACUACCUAAUAUAUAAUAUAUCCUUCCAAAAAAAUCCUGUGCAGAAAAAUGCUGAAUUCCACUUGUGUUUUCUUGCAUGAUCCAAUAUUCCCAUUUGCCCUGGAACCAUAAAACUUACAUGUAAAAGAAAAAAAUUAUGUAACUUCACAUUUUCAGUUAUAUAUUGUACAGGUAGCACAUCUUACAUUGCUAUACAUGACAUGUCAUGUUUUUUAUGUCGAAUUAAAACUCAGGCAAAUUUAAUUCCGGAUCUGAAAUUCUAAUUUUUCUCAGUAUCCAACUAGGAGACCCGGGUUCAAAGUUCAGUAUCCCCCUGAGAAUUCUUGUAUCCCAUUUCUGGAUGCUGAUUAGCACAAGUGUUAUACCCUGUCCCAUCCAAAUACUGUUAGUCUCCAUAACUUUCACUGUUACAAAUUACAAGAAAAACAGGAGACUUGAUGGUCAACAACUGGACAAUUCAUUAAUUCACUAAAAUGCACAUAAUCCUUCUAUAUGCUAGUCCUCAAUGAGGAAAGGCUGAUAGCAAACUCGUAGUAUUCAAAAGCUAUCAGGAGACUGUCAGAGAUGCUUAACAUUUUCCUGAGGCUUGAAUUUUCUCAGUACCCAGUUGGGAUACUGUUCGGUAUCUGACACCAAAUUUUAGUAUACCAUAGACAUCAGGAUACUGAAAAAUUUCAGUUGUAAUUUACCAUUAAAUUUGUGAUUAGUCAGAUGAAUUGAAGUCUUAUGUAACAAGCCAUCAUGGAUCACAAAGAAAUACUGGUCAGCCUCAUGAUAAGAAACUGACAUUAGCAUAAUUUGUGUUACUGUUUACUUCAACACAAUAUACAACAUUGUAUGAAAGGAAGAUGUGUUACCGACAACAGGUGUUUUAUACAUGUACCUGUACAUCUGCAUUUGACAGACAAAACAUAAUACAUGUAAUGCAAUAAGUUUAAUUCUUUAAAAACAAACUAAAUACAUGAACUCAAAUUAAUAAUAUUAAUAUAAAUAUGCCUGUAUAUAGUAUUUUUACCUCAAAAGGUGCCACAACAGCCUAUUUCAUCUAAAAGGAAUCAUCAGCCAUCUGAUAAUUCCUCUUGGAUGAAACAGUCUGUUGUGGCAACCUUUUCAAGUAAAAGACUACAUGUAUAUCUGCUCUACAUACACAUGUAUUAUAUACUUUAUAUAAAACUCUUUAGUCUUAUAAAUGAUUGUUUUGAGUGUGAAACUCGAGUAACCGAACUUUUUAACUGUAAUUUUAUUCUUGUUAAUCUAUAACAUUGCUCCACAAUGCCAAGAGUUCAGUUGUGUCGAGCCCUCUCUUGAUAUAUAUUAUAAUCAAGGCUUUAUGCAAUUUAAUUGGAACUAUGUGUCACUGAAUUGAUAUGCUACUUUAUCACUGGUUGAACCUUGUAAUGUUCAAGAAUGACCAUAGAUCUGAAGAAUAAAAGGUUCUGUGGUUAGACUGUAAUGAUGCUUAAUGGAUUAAACUUGACCUUUUAUGGUUUGGUGGCAAAAUUUUUGUGGUCACUUCCAUAAAUUGUUGUUUAAUUUAUAAGGUCUCUAAAACAUGCAGAAAUAAAAACAGAGAAAUUUUUUCAAACUACUGUAUUUUUUAGAGGUUUAAAAAUGUAUUUAUGGAGGUUUUUAACAUUUUGCUAUUUCCAAAAAGUCCAUGAAAUUUCUUGCUUAGUUUCAAGUGAAUUUAAAAGCUGAAGUUUUAUAGAAAGGAACAAUGAAACCAAAACCACAAAAUAACAUCAGCACUUGCAAAUGAAUGUACAUUGUUAUUAGAUUGUUUUCAGAGUAAAAUCCCAAUAAAAGCCAUCUAAAUGGAUUUCCAGCCAGUUAGUGGUUGUAAAUUGGUGGAGAGUGAAAAUGUCUCUGCCCUUAAUUUCCCAUGAGAGCCUUUGAUAAAUUGAAUAACUAAGCAAAGACAAUGCGAGAAUGUUUUUCAAAGUGUUCUGCCAGUGGAAAACUCCUUAGAGGAGGAGGGAGAAAGGGGACACUAAUCGUAGGGCCCAACAUGCCAUAUUUUGAGAGUGUGUAGAAAAUUAAGCGAUUUUCUUCAGGUUAUGAAAUUUGCAGUAUCCUGAUAUCCACAGAAUACUAAAAUGUGGUUUUGGAUAUCAAACUGUGAAUGACUUGUAUCCCAACUGGAUAUUACAAAAUUCCAAACAGUAGGAUAAUAUUAAAUGUCUAGGGUGGUCUCCCAAUAGCUUUGAGUAUUGAAAAUAACAGCCUUUGAUUUCCAGUGGGAAUGGUUGGGUAGUUGUUGACUGUUAAAUCUCAUGUUGUCCAGUGAUGGAUCCAGCAAGGGGUUUUUUUUUGGGGGGGGGGGUAGCAGCCAAGCACGCUGAACCUGGCAGCACUCGCCAGAAGCAUACUGUCAUGAAGGUGUUCCGUCAACUUCUGUGCUUACAAUAUACCGAUACAUUGAAUAAAUACACUUAUAUAAAAUAUAAAUCCCCGAUUCUCUUGAUAUACUGUGAUUGAGUGAAAGACAAUGGAAAUUUUUCGCAUUUGAAUAUUUGAUUGCAUUUGUAAUUUUUAUUUUUUUAUCAAAUGCUUACAGUAUAAUGUUAGACAUUUGCAAAUCUAGUGCUGUGGUGCUGCCUUGAAUUCCAAAAAAGAUUUUGUUUAAUUUUUGUGACUUUAUUGUACACCCCUGUGCACCCCUUAUAAAUCCACCACUGAUGUUGUUAUUGUAAUUUGUAGUGAUUGACCGAUAAUCCAUAUCAGCAUUGGGCUGAUUUUUGUCUUAUCAGUAGAAUUGUUCCAGUGGGAUACUAGAGCAUUUCUCUCCUCCAUAGAUAUCUCUCUGUUGCUUAGUAACCUUUGCUAAACAUGCCUUUGCUAAACAAUUCAUUUAUAUUUAUCAAAUUUGUUACAGUUGAAAUCUGACUUUGACUUGUUUCAAUACUACUCUCCAAAUGUGGGAUACCAGAAUUCAAGUCUCUAGUAUCCCACCAGCAAUACUACUCUCCAAAUGAGGGAUACCAGAAUUCAGGUUUCUAGUAUCUAUGGUUAAAAAUAUACUGAAAGUCUGAUUAUUUCUUUUUAGAGAGAGGAAAUCUAUUUGAACUUGGUAUUAGAAUUUGUCCCAGAAACUGUAUAUCGAGUUGCAAGACACUAUAGCAAAUCUAAACAAACUAUUCCUUUAGUUCAUGUCAAGGUAUUGUUGAAUAAUACUGUAGUAUGCUUAUUGUUCAAUGUGUAUUUUGUGAUGCUUCCACACAUCCUCCAGAAUACAGUGCUUUCGAAAUAAAAGCUUCUGUAGCAGAUAUACUGUAUGAUACAUGCAUGUUUCAGUUUGUACAAUGGGUGAUUUAUUUCAGGCUAUGAUAAACUGAAGAUGAAAUGAUUAUGCAAAAAAUACUAACCUAGUCAUGUGCAUACAAAAGCUGCCGCAAAUGGGCGGCAAAAACAGAAACGCGAGCAACAACAAUCUUUUUAAAUAUCAAAAGAAUUUUGAAAAAAGUCUUGUCAAAAAUUGUAUGUUGAAAGUCAAUGUCCAGCAUAAUGCAUAUGAAGAACCAUGGAUGAUUUUCAUCACAUUUCUUUGUUUUGCUGCAUGAAUGAUUGUUGUAACAGGGUGUUAGCUAGCUCAUAUACUGUCCGUUUGACGGACUCUUCCCAAUUGAAGUAGCUAAGGGGCUUUCCCAACUGCGUGUACCGGAAGAUUUUCAUUUUUUCUGAUGAGAAAGUGCAUUGCGUUUGAUUUUAUAUUAUUAUAUCAAAGAACGUUGUAUUUACUUUUUCCCAUUAACUAUUUUCUCAAAAUGUAUCACGUUUCAUUCAUAUUGGGAGUGUAUUCACCGAAAUGAAAUGUACAAAACAAAGUGUAAUCGGUGUGCAUCCGUGUUCAUUCACCGGAAACGAAAUAUACAAAUUUUGAAGUGCCAUCGGGUGCAUUUUUCAGUGUUCAUUCACCGGAAAUGAAAUGUACAAAGCCAAGCUACCAUUGUUUGCAUCUAAGGAGAAACACGUUGGAAAAAACACUAUUUAUUCCUACACAAGGACUUUGAUCGGUCAAAAUAACUUUCCCAAUUUACGUUUAAUGGACAAAACUUUCUUUUUCUGGCUAACACCCUGUGUAAACUUGGAGUUUGAAUUAAUGAGAAACAAACAUUAUUUUUCUGAAAUUCUGGAUGUACAAAAUUAAUAGCCAUUAAAUGUUUAUCAAAAAAUAUAUUAAUUGUUAUGAGUUCAUGCAUGGAGUUAUUUUUAUGGAGAUACAUGUAGGCUAUGCUGGUACAGCCAAUUCGCCUAUGUAUGUAUGCUGGCAUUUUGAAUGUGGUGCUACUCCCUAGUUUCUGCAGCCAUGAUACAGUUAUUAUUAAUAUUACAUAAAAUAUGGAUUGGUCAAUUCAAGCUGUGGAAGUUUUGACCAUUAAUAUUAUACACUUAAUGUCUGCACCCGAGGGAAAUAGUUAGUUUUGUUUUCCCUCGAAUCUCAAUGUUUCCCGAGACGAAGUCGAGGGAAACAUUGAGAUUCGAGGGAAAACAAAACUAACUAUUUCCCGAGGGAAAAGACAUUAAGUGUUUUGUUAUAUAGCGACGAAACAAAUAUCAACAUUGAACAACAUUCAUACAACAAUAUUUGUAUUUCAUGACAAAAACUCUAUGGCGUAAACGAGUUUAAAAUUUUAAAAACCUACUUAAAUGGUUUCAGCAGCAUAUCCUGUUGCCUGUUAUGUAUUUUUCUUCUCUUUUACAUUCUUUAUUUUAACACAAAGCCACGAAAACAGAAGUUUAAAUAGUAUAAAUUUGUGCCGCCAUUGCACAUGCUGUUUAUUUAUGUACGUAGCCGGUCGGGGUGGGCAACAAUUUUUCACUUAUUGCCCGGGCGGGAUACAUUGCAUUUAUCUAAAGCCACGUGACUACAAGGAAAAUACUUUCUGAGAACUCGAAAAUGUUCUGUGACCCAUGGUCGGAUACUUUUGCACCCCUGCGGCCCUGCCGAAAUGUAUCUGAGGUAUCUUGUAUCAAUGCCUAAUUUUUUUUUCUUUAGCUUUACAUGUAUCAGCUGUUUCGUUCAUUAGCGUACAUCCACUCGCUUGGAAUUUGUCAUAGAGAUAUCAAACCUCAAAAUCUGUUGCUAGAUCCAGAAACAGCAGUAUUAAAAUUAUGUGAUUUUGGAAGGUAAUGAGAUUGAGAAGUAACAUUUCAGAUUGUGUUUGUAUAAAGAUAACAUUUCAGAUUGUGUUUGACAUGUAUAAAGAUUGUGUUUGUUUCACUUAUGCCAUUUUCUUGUUCUUCUGUGUAGUGCAAAGGUUCUUGUAAAAGGAGAGCCAAAUGUGGCUUACAUCUGUUCUCGAUAUUACCGUGCACCUGAACUAAUAUUUGGAGCUACAGAUUACACUUCAAAUAUAGGUAUUGUGUGUUUGGAAAUAUGUAGUGUAUAUUUAUAUUUAAUGUUACAAACGUAUCACUAGAACAACUUUCAGGGAACAUUUUCCAGGGAUGGAAAAGUAGUCGAGCACGCAAGCACUGCUCGCAGGCAAUGUUAAACAAACAGCCACAGGAGAUUUGUUAGAUUGAAGAUUUGCAACUUGCAGAUUUGAAAGAAACAACAAUAUGAAUGCUCCACAUGGGUCAAAAACUUCGUAUGUUUAGGCAGAGAUUUACACACAAAAAUACGCAGUUGGUGUAAAGGAAAGUAGUGAUUGAUCGGAAUCGGUAGAAUAUUACUUUCCUUUAGCGAUUUACCGAUUGUGCAACAAUCGGAAAUUACCGAUUAUUCAUGCCACAAUCUACCCGAUACCGUAACCGAUUUUAUGACGUCAUAAUAUCAGUAAAGGUGACGUCAUUCAUGUCGAUUUUUUAACGAUACUUUCCAACGUAAAAUGUUACUGCAACCAAAGAUCGUUAAAAUCGUUAAUAAAUGGCACGCUUCACGCAUUAAUUAAACAUACUGUAUUGCGUUGAAAUGCAACAUGUAUCAACGUGCAAUGCAUAUAUUUUUUAAAGUGCUUAUUUUCUCAACAAUCGGAAAUACAGAUAAUUAUAAUUGUCCAUAUUUCCGAUUGUCUAAAACCGAUUGUUGAGAAAAUAAGCACUUUAAAAAAUAUAUGCAUUGCACGUUGAUACAUGCCGUACAUGCAGUAUAUGUUUAAUUAAUGCAUGAAGCGGGCCAUUUAUUAACGAUUUUAACGAUCUUUGGUUGCAGUAACAUUUUACGUUGGAAAGUAUCGUUAAAAAAUCGACAUGAAUGAUGUCACCUUUACUCGGUCGACUGAUAUUAUGACGUCAUAAAAUCGGUUACGGUAUCGGCAUAGAAUAAGAAAUGAAUAGAAGGGCAACUCACGCGUACAACGCGUAACCAAUUUCAGUGCGCACGCGCGGGAUCUUUCAAGCUCGCAGCCAGUAAAGCCAGUCAGUGCAAUAGGGAUUUGUAUUACGAAAUGUACAUUUUGAUCACAAAAUCGACUAUAUUUCGGAAACAAAGGAUUGGAAUAUCAAACUACUACAACUGCCUGCAGAGGCAUUGUAAGCCUAAAUUAUUAUUGUGGCUAGCAUAGAAAGAAACGAAUAUUUAGGGAGAAAUUUGAUAUUGUUGUGUGAGCUACAGUCCGAAUCUGAAUGAAAUGCUGACAGUCGAUCGCGUAUACUGUGUUAUUUAUUUCGAUUUUCGAGGUUUAUAUCAAAUCUUAUCAGUACAGGUUUUAGGCUCAGAUUCCAGCCGUUGUGUUCUCGCCACUCGCCCACUUAACGGCUGGGUCAAUGAGCUUCGGCAUUGUUCUGAUUGACCAAUCACAUUACAGCCCCCCAAAAUUUGGGGGGCAUAAAUUUGUAUUAAUAAUGCAUAAAUUUAACACAAAGGUAAUAAAUUAAAUAUGGCUAAAGCGCAUUGCUGAAGCGUUCGAGGUCGGCGUUGUGCAAAUAUGUGCACUUAAAAAGAUCUGUUCAACGAUAUUUAUAUGUGAACUACAUGGGUUAAAGCGACAUUUUUUGGGGAAGAGUAAUUCCGACGAUUUUUACGACACCAACCGAAGUCUCUCUACGAAUAAUAGUCGCUGGAAUGUUUUCGUCUUUUCGAAUCCGUUGCAUAUUUUUAUAUUGUGUUUAUAAAUAAUAUAUCUCAUUGAGGAUUCUUGGUCAUGAAAGGGCAAAGAAUAUUUUGCGUGUGGCUGAGCAAAAUUAAUAACCUUUCUUUUUUUAGCUUAGCUAGGUGGCCUAGUCCUUUGAAACCCUCCCUGUUUCUGCUGAUUCAGUUGGACAUUUAUAAUUAUAUUUACAAUAAACCUGGAUGUGUUUAUUAUUGGGCUGGUCUGACAUAUUGCCAG